CCCUGCCCUGGGGAGUUUUCCGCCGGAUUAGUGGACAUUUUUUUGUUUUUGCCCCCAGCAGCGGGAGAAGGAAGGGCGAAGCGUGAGGAUGGCCCAGCAAGCGGCCGUGGGCCACCAGGACACGCUGGCAGUGCCGCCCAUGCCCAAGCACGUCGGGCUGAACGAGGACCUGGUGAAGAUCCUGAGGGAGAACCUCCUGCAGCAGGAGCGACCCCGGGGGCACCGCCGCCCACCCUCCUCUAUCCCCCGGCUGUCGCCACGGAACUCCCCGCGCCUCCUCCGACGGAUGCUUAUCAACAACAACAGCCACAAACAGAGGCGGUUCACCGUGGCACACACUUGCUUUGAUGUGGACAAUGGCACGUCAUCAGGACGUAGUCCGCUGGAUCCCAUGGCCAGCCCGGGGUCAGGUCUCAUUCUCCAGGCCAACUUUGUGCACAGCCAGAGGAGAGAGUCCUUCCUGUACCGCUCGGACAGCGACUAUGACCUCUCACCAAAGUCUAUGUCCAGAAACUCCUCCAUCGCCAGUGACAUACACGGGGAUGACAUGAUUGUUACCCCUUUUGCACAGGUUCUGGCGAGUUUAAGGACUGUCCGGAAUAAUUUUGCUGCUUUAACAAAUGUACAACAGGAAAGAGCCAAUAACAAGAGAUCCCCAAUGUGUAACCCACCUCCCAUCACAAAAACCUCAUACACAGAGGAGGCCUACCAGAAGCUGGCCACAGAGACCCUGGAGGAGCUGGACUGGUGCCUCGACCAGCUCGAGACCCUACAGACCAGGCAUUCAGUCAGCGAGAUGGCAUCCAACAAGUUCAAGAGGAUGUUGAACAGAGAAUUGACUCACCUCUCAGAGAUGAGCCGAUCUGGUAACCAGGUAUCUGAGUUCAUCUCCAGUACAUUCUUAGACAAGCAACAUGAGGUGGAAAUGCCAUCACCCCAGUCCCAAAAAGACAAGGAGAAGAAGAAAAGGCCGAUGUCCCAGAUAAGCGGCGUAAAAAAACUAACGCACAGUUCCAGCCUUACCAACUCUAACAUCCCACGGUUUGGGGUUAAAACUGAAACAGAAGAUGAGCUGGCCAAGGAGCUUGAAGAUGUAAAUAAAUGGGGCCUUAAUGUCUUCAAAGUGGGAGAAUUUUCUGGGAACAGACCUUUAACGGUUAUGAUGCACUCAAUAUUCCAGGAGAGGGACUUGUUAAAGACGUUUAAAAUUCCCCUCGACACGUUUAUCACCUAUCUGAUGACUUUAGAGGACCAUUACCAUGCUGACGUUGCCUAUCAUAACAACAUCCACGCUGCUGAUGUCACACAGUCCACUCACGUCCUGCUAUCAACCCCUGCCCUUGAGGCUGUGUUUACAGACCUUGAAAUUCUUGCUGCCAUUUUUGCCAGUGCGAUACAUGAUGUAGACCAUCCUGGCGUCUCCAACCAGUUCCUCAUUAACACUAACUCUGAGCUGGCCCUCAUGUACAAUGAUUCGUCUGUGUUGGAGAAUCAUCACCUGGCUGUAGGUUUUAAACUGCUGCAGGAAGAGAACUGUGACAUCUUCCAGAACCUGACCAAGAAACAGAGACAGUCACUUCGCAAGAUGGUCAUUGACAUUGUUCUGGCCACAGACAUGUCUAAGCACAUGAAUUUGUUGGCGGAUCUGAAAACCAUGGUGGAGACCAAAAAGGUGACCAGUUCAGGGGUAUUACUGCUGGACAACUACUCUGACAGGAUACAGGUCUUGCAGAACAUGGUGCACUGUGCAGACCUCAGUAACCCCACCAAGCCUCUGCAGUUGUACAAGCAGUGGACGGACCGCAUCAUGGAAGAGUUCUUCAGCCAGGGGGACAGAGAGCGUGAGCGCGGCAUGGAGAUCAGCCCCAUGUGUGACAAGCACAACGCUUCAGUCGAGAAGUCACAGGUGGGCUUCAUCGAUUACAUCGUGCACCCACUGUGGGAGACGUGGGCCGACCUCGUGCAUCCAGACGCCCAGGACAUCCUGGACACGCUGGAGGACAACAGGGAGUGGUACCAGAGCACCAUCCCCCAGAGCCCCUCUCCAGCACUGGACACCUGCAGCGAGGGCAGGCGCGCCGCCGGACAGGAGAAGUUCCAGUUUGAACUGACUCUGGAGGAGGACGGGGAAUCCGACACCGAGAAGGACAGCGCCAGCCCUCCUGAUGAAGAGGAGGAGGAGGAGGAGGAGGAAGAGGAGGAAAACAGCUGCAGUGACUCUAAAACCCUUUGCACACAGGACUCCGAAUGUACAGAGAUCCCCCUGGACGAGCAGGUGGGGGACGGACAGGAGGACGAGGAGGACGAACACGAGGAGCAACGGGAAUUAUCAGAACCCUGUGUUUUAGAGGAGGAGGAGGAGGAGGAGGAGGAGGAAGAAGAGGACACUGCCAACACAUAACACAGUAUGAAACAGCACCUGAACUUUUUUUAUAUUAGAGAUGAGAAACACUUAUUUAUUGUUAAGAUAUUAGUUUUUUCAUUGUCUAUUUUGCAUAUCAGAAGUGCUUUUUAAUGUCCACCUUUAACAUGUUUUUCUUUUUCAUUCCUCACUCUUUUUUUUUUUUUUUUCAACCAUUUUACACUCAGGAAUAUCUUUUCCACUCCCACCUGUCAUUCAUACAAACAAAGCUUGUCUCUUAUUCCCGGUUUCGAGGUACUUUUUUUAACUGAAGCAGUAUUCUAGAAACAUUGAACUUAGAAAGCAGCUGUUUUUCACCAACAAGACGCUAUUUUUUCCUGCAAUUCAAAGCAUUUUAGCAGACAAAUGCUUCGAAAUUCAUGUCUUCCUGAUGCCUUGAAUGUGUUAUUAAUCUGGAUUCAGUUGGCUGCUGUUUUUGUGUAUCAAGCAUUAUUUGAAGUGAACGGACAUGGUACCAAAGUGAAAAAAAAACAUGAAAUAACACCACUUUUGCAUCAUUUAAAUCACCAUAUUUGGGGUAAAUAUGCAAAUGUGGUAAUAAUGUUGCACAUACUCUUCUUUUUUUUUUUUCUGACCUUUAUUUGUUGCCCCCAAUCCAGAUGUGAAAAUAAUUGAUUUAAAUGAAUACAUGAGCUCAAACAUAUCUCCUCAGUUUGAUUUCAACUUCAAAAUUCCCCCAAGAACAAAAUCUCGUGAUUUUGUUAUAAAACAAUAGCUUGAUUAAGCCAACCAAAAAUGUACAAAAACAUGCUGAUAAUGGAGUAAAAUGAAUCCCGGGUAUCACUUCAUGCAUUAACAAUUGUAUGUUUUAUUGUAAUUCAAUAAUAGUGAUUAUUAUGCUAUUAUUAAUAAUGAUGAUUGAUUAUUGUUAUUGGCCUGCUCAAAAAUAUCUGUUUGGUGCCAUAUGUCUCUGGCCAGUUAAACAGAAAACAACUGACAUUAAUGAUGAUUGUCACAUGAUCACAGGACAAUCAGCUUUAGUGCAAAGCCUCAUUGUGCGUGUGAAUCUAGUUGCACUGUACCUUUUCAUGUCUUUUUGUUGAUUGUAUUUAUUUUGGUCAUUUUUGACAUCGCCAAACAUUUCCAGCGGUAAUGGUUUUAAUUGCUGCUUUACUCAUCUCUGUCAAGUGUCCUACUGUAUCCUCUUCUUUUUGUUAUUUUCAUACUAGUAUUAUUUAUGAAUGCUCUUUGAUGUGCUUCUAGCAUAUUAAAUCAUUUUAAUCAAACUGUAGCAUCAGCAGGCUUAUCAGUCAGUUCUCCAAAUCAAUUGUUUUAAUUAUACAUAUGCAGUAAAUAUAUCUAAUCAAAUGUUACGUAUGAUAUUGAAGCCUUUUGAAACUAGCCCUUCUCAUUGCUUUAUUUAAAAGUCAUUCUGUUGCCAAGUUGUUUUAAAAAAUGAGUAGUCUCCAUUCGCUACAUCGUUUCUCAUUUCUCUCUGUUUACAUACGUGUAUUUAUUGUGCUGUACAGUACAUAUUGUCGCUCUUAUUAUGUUGUAAAUGAUUAUAUCAUCCCUUUUGGUGAUGGUGUUGUAUUAUGGAACUCUUACUGAGAGAAUGUUUGUUAUUCUUAGUAUGUAAUGAUCCCAUUGAUAUGUGUCUCUAGAGAGAUUGCGUAGAGAAAGGGGAAAGCCAAAUUCUAGUCUUUACUGUGUUUAUUUUACAUUCUUUCUUUUUAAAAGAAAGUGGUUCUGUGGCCUGAGGGUUGUGCCUUACAGAUAGCUCUUUAGUUUUUAUCCUCUUGCUGCACUAAAGAAACUACUGGCUGGAAACUGACCUAGAUGUGUUUGUUGUGUUCCUCCUGUUUAUGUGGCACAAAUGCUCCAAGGAAAGAAAAAUAGACGACAUGUUGUCGGACCUCACUGGACAGGGUAAAAGCGGGCCAGUGUGGUGGGUUUGGAUUUGCGACCGACUGUAAGUCCGUCAUAUUUAUAGUCUAUGCCGUGUUCGUCUGAGUGAAAAACAUUGAAAACCAUUUGCGUUUCUUGCAAUAUGAGAGAGAACAUCUUACUGUUGGGGGAUGACAGGGCAUUUUAAAUUUUCGGAUCCAUCCUUCACAAACAACCCAAAACGCUCAAUUUGGGACUCAUUUUGACACAUAUACUGUAGAUUCUUAAUGACCCUGAAUGGAUGGGAAUCAGUGUGUCCUUCUCGUCUCUUUUUAAAUCAUGACAGAAAUACACAAACAGAAUUUGACAAAUGAUAUUUAGGGAUAAUCUUUUUUUUUUUUUUUUGUUAAGUGAAUUGAAUGAGAAAACUGUCUGGAGGUUUCAAAAGACUGUGUAGUUGUUUAUUGGAUUCCUUGUUUAUUGCAGUCUAUUGGAUAGAACUGUAGAAAUAAAAUUUACGUACGAAAACUGGUAAAAUCCAAUAAAAAUGUUUUUAUAUGCACCAAAAUAAAAGCAUGGGUUGA
Pimephales promelas (fathead minnow) is the source of this 4833-nucleotide messenger RNA. RefSeq names its product phosphodiesterase 4D, cAMP-specific (gene pde4d). Lineage: Eukaryota; Metazoa; Chordata; Actinopteri; Cypriniformes; Leuciscidae. Gene Ontology annotation, biological process: signal transduction. The record is from RefSeq and is a predicted model, not a curated record. Gene Ontology annotation, molecular function: 3',5'-cyclic-nucleotide phosphodiesterase activity.